AAUACUUUUAUUAAACUUGAUGCACAUUGAUGCAAAUGAGAUCCACACGUGUGUUAUGUCAAAUUGAUGCAAGUUAGAACCUGCACAAACAAAGGACAGAAUUUUCUCUGUACACAGUACAAAGAAGGAACAGGGUAGGAUUUAGCCCUGCAAGUUUGGUAUUUUACCUUUAUCCAAAACAAAAUAACGGCCAAGAAGAUUCGUAGUUGUUGAGAAGCUUAUGCCAUAUAUAACAAAAUAAAUAUGCACUAGAUCUUAUGCUUUAAAGAGAGGAAAGGAAGAUACCAAACCUUCAUUCAAUCCAUUCAGUUCCCUCUCACUGCACAAGCUUCUCAAGAACUCUUUCCACCAAAUUCCCAUACCAUAAAAUUAGCAAGUGAACAAAGAAGCAUGUUUUAGUCCUUUGUGUUUAAUUUGUUCAUGCUGUUUCUCUUUCUCAAUGGCCACCACAAUGCCGAAAUUCAAGCGAAAACUUGUGAUGGGUGCAAAUGGUCGCACCAACCCCUUGGUGUGGCUAGUGGCGAUUAUCUGCACCAUCAUAGCAGUAGCAGUGGUAGUUGUAGGCAUUGUAGUGUUCAUUGGUUACAUAGUGAUACACCCUAGAGUGCCUGUGAUCAGUGUCACCAAUGCACAUUUAGAUCUUCUCAGAAAUGACUAUGCUGGUUUGCUCCAAACCCAACUCACCAUCGUCGUGACUGCGAAGAAUGGGAAUGCCAAGGCUCAUGCAUCCUUCUCCGCGAUCACCUUCAACAUCAGCUACCAGGGCCAAGACAUUGCUGUGCUUGUUGCUGACCCUUUUGAGGUGCCAAAGAACAGCUCAAAGGACCUCAGCUAUGUUGUCCAAUCUUCUUCUAUACCCUUGACUCCUGAUCAAAUGGAGGAAGUGAAUGAUGCUUGGAAGAGGAAUGAAAUUGAGUUUGACUUCAAAGGGGCUGCAAGGACACAGUGGAGGGUAGGGCCUUUAGGGUCUGUGAAGUUCUUGUGCCAUCUUGAUUGUGACCUCAAGUUUCGCCCCGUGAAUGGGACUUACAUUCCCUCGCGGUGCACCUCCAAAUCACACUGAUUGUGUUGAAAGUAAUAAUUCUCGUAAGAAGAAUGUUAAUUAAGGACACACUUGCUGACACUUCCUUUCUAACACUCAUUCUAUUAUUGGCUGAAAUUCAUUGGAAAUAAUCAAUUUUGGUGAGUCAUACUUCUGGUUUAAUGAUUCUCUAUCUUAAUUUAGAAGUAAAAUACACCAAAAUUUAUUAUUUUUAAUAAAUUUCAGUCAACCAUAGAGAUAAUGUUAGAAAAAGAGUGUCCGAGAUAAUUGCUUAGAUUUCUGUCUGAUGCAGAUAUUAUAUCUCUUAGUUUAUCAUAGAAUAGGUUAUCUUCUGGUUUAUCUUUUAGAUUGUUUUUUCCAUUUUGGCGAGGCCUUGCACAUAUAUUUUCUCCACCUCUUCUUCCCUCUGUAGUUCUUUUCAUAUUUGUGUCACUUUCUUAACUAAUGUAGAUUUUCAGGUAAUAAAACUCAGAAUAUUUUUGAGUC
Molecule: messenger RNA, 1528 nt
Organism: Glycine soja
Lineage: Eukaryota; Viridiplantae; Streptophyta; Magnoliopsida; Fabales; Fabaceae
Product: NDR1/HIN1-like protein 12
Exons: 1
Coding region: 440-1063 (207 amino acids)
Cellular component (GO): plasma membrane
Source: RefSeq, a predicted model, not a curated record